This is a messenger RNA of Xenopus laevis (African clawed frog), 2001 nucleotides long. It is a transcript of the gene m6pr.L, whose product is annotated as mannose-6-phosphate receptor (cation dependent) L homeolog. The record is from RefSeq and is marked provisional. Gene Ontology annotation, biological process: protein targeting to lysosome. Gene Ontology annotation, molecular function: protein domain specific binding. Lineage: Eukaryota; Metazoa; Chordata; Amphibia; Anura; Pipidae. Gene Ontology annotation, cellular component: lysosomal membrane; trans-Golgi network; endosome.
CACCGAGAUUAGCUGUGCGGAAGGAGACAGUAGAGCUGAGUGGCAAGUGCUGGGCGGAUUGAUUGUUCCUCUAUCAGAGGCUGCAGGUGUUUAGCGGUGUGUUCCGGGUUGAGGGGACGAAUAUCCCUCAGCAGAGCGUUGUUAUUACUAUGUGAGCGGCGUUUCGGGGGGGAACUGAAGUUCAAGGCUUUGGGGGUGAGUGAGCGCCCAGUUAAUGGUUGUGCACCUCAUUCCUGCCUGGGAACACAAGGCUACUGCUACUGGGAAGCUGCUUGUGCGACAAAGUGACGAGAAAGAACGUUCAAAGCCACUGGAAUCCCAGGAAAGGAUACAGGAUGGGCGCCCCCCUGUGCUGUGUCUGUAUUGCUGCUCUUUUAGCUUUUGCUUCUGCUGAUGAUAAUUUGAUUGACGACUGCCAACUGGUGGGUGGAGAUAAAAAGUCGUCUACUGAGCAAGCCGUCUUGGCCAAACUCGCUCCUCUUAAAGGCAAAAGGUUUGAGGCCACAACUAAGGAAGGCUCUGACACCUACAAAUAUUCCUUUGUUGUGUGCGGCCGAGUCGGCAACAGCACCAAAACCACGUACGAGGGUCUAGUGCAAUCUAAAGAAGGGUCCACAGAUACCUCAGUCAUUGGCCGUAUCAACGACACCCACAUCAUGAGCGGAACCGACUGGAUCCUGCUGAUCUAUGGAAGUGGAGACAAGUACGACAGCCAUUGCAAUAAUGAAGCGAGGAAAGCCAUGGUCAUGAUCUCGUGCAACAAGAAGACGCUAGGGGAUCACUUUGCUGUUAUUCAGGAAGAGAGGAACAAAUCCAGAGAAUGUUUCUAUCUGUUUGAGAUGGACAGUAGCCUUGCCUGCCCUCCCGAAGAGUCUCAUCUCGGCGUCGGCUCCAUCCUUCUGAUUGUGUUUGCUGUUCUGGUUGCUGUUUACAUAAUUGGUGGAUUCCUUUACCAGCGCUUUGUGGUUGGAGCCAAAGGAAUGGAGCAGUUUCCCAAUAUCACCUUUUGGCAAGAACUUGGAAACCUGAUGGCCGACGGCUGUGAUUUUGUGUGUCGCUCGCGGCCUCGAACUUCCGAAACGGCUUAUCGAGGGGUCGGGGAUGAUCAGCUAGGGGAGGAGCCAGAAGAAAGAGAUGAUCACCUGCUACCUAUGUGAUGAGAAGGAAUCGCGUCACCCGGAUAGAAUAAGAGCUGGGAGAAGCACAGCCCUGUGGCCCCUGUUCCUCUGUUUUCUCCCUUCUGCUUUGUGGCUCUGUCCUCACCUAAUGCUUCUCUAAAGGGCUGGGGCCGGACUACCUGAUAACCUUUUGUUUUGGUGUUACGGCCGGCAUGGCUAUGACCCUGUACGGGCUACUUGAGCCUGGAGCCAACGCAGCGUAGCACUUGCUGUGCAAUCCAGGACUUCUGUACAGGGGCAUGAAGAAACUAGGUCAGACUAAAGGUAUAAGACCCCAGCCUGAGCUUUAAGAUGAUCUGCUGAUGCAGGGAUAGUGAUGUAGGCAACCUCGGCCAGUACUUUGGCCUCCACAAGAUGAUUGGCCAACGGCUGGCCAUUGUUACCGCUGCAGAAAAUACCAAAAAAGAUGCACAGAAUAAGGUGUGCGAGGACCAGCAAAGCGAAGCAGUUUGAUUUGUUAUAGGCCUUUACUCUGGUUCUGCCGGGUCCAGUCCAGGGAUGUGAGAUAUGAAGAGUCUCUAGAACCCUCCCAAGGUAAUACCAAAGGUAUUAAUACCGAUGGGACGACUACUGAUUUAUUUAAUAAGCAGCAAAGUACAUACCACUGCCAUGAGCACUGUAUCCAUUAAAGGUCACACACCUAGUACUGCACCGGUCAUGCUUGCUUUUCCACCCUUGUCCCCUCCCCCCCUUUUUUUUUUUUGUUCUGUCACCUUAAGGUCACUGCUUUUUCUUUGGGUGUUUAUAAUAUUCUGUGAAUUAUUAGGGGUUUUCUGAGAUUUGUUUUGUAAGAAAAAGUCCUAAAAUAAACGGUCCCACAAUA